Molecule: messenger RNA, 503 nt
Organism: Cetraspora pellucida
Lineage: Eukaryota; Fungi; Glomeromycota; Glomeromycetes; Diversisporales; Gigasporaceae
Source: the annotation of a GenBank genome assembly
GGCAUGGAGAUUGUGAGGUCAAAAUGACAUUAUUUGUAGCAAUUGAUUCUAUAAAAAGAGACUCAGAUACACAAGCUGUUUUUGAGAAGAAUGAGUUUUAUUCAGUUAGAAUCUCAUUGGUUGGAAUCAUCCAUGAAGUACCAAAGGAAGUUAGUAAUAAUGAUAAUGCUGUAUUUGAUAUACUUGUAACAAAUUAUACUAUGCAAGAAUUAUUAGUUUUUGUGGUUAAUCAGAUGAAAUUAAUUAAUAAUAAUUUUUUUGCAUAUAUGACAGAUAUUAAUAACAUUAAUAUUACUAAAGCAAAGGCUUCUGACUAUAGUAGUUCUCAUUCAUCAUUGGAUGAAUUAUGUUCUUCAAAAUGUUUAAAAACUGAUUACAAUGAUGAAUACAGAAACUUGUCAUAUAUUGAAGAGAAAGAUUUUAUAGAAGUUAAACAGGUUGAUUAUGAAAUUCAGUUAGAAGCAGAUAAUGUUGUUAGAAGUUCAACUGAAAAAAAAAAUUAA